AUGCCGUUCACCAUCUGUUCCCUUCUACCGUCCGAUUACGUCGAGGCUUUCACGGUAGCCGACCUAGCGUUCGCCUCAUUAAAUACCCUGCUCUACAAUACAUACCCUCUGUCGCCAGAGUCAACUGAGAAACUCACAGCAGCGCGGCUACGGGACAUCGAGGCAAUGCCGAGGGCGAACAUGUUCAAAGCUGUUGACACGGAGACGGGAAAAAUAAUCGGGGUCGCGCGGUGGGUUGUCGCGAAGGAAGAGGAGAUCGUCGACCAGAGUAUUGAAGACACCGUCAGCAACGACAUUAUGCACCGUACAGUCCCCGAAACGAACGAAGCAUCGACUCGGGGGUUUUAUACCAUGGCGGCGCGCGGUAAGUGGGCAAUACUGGGUAUUGAGGAUGAGCGGGCUGAGGUUGUGAGGUUGAAGCGGCGCGUCGAGCUCGAUGCGCUCUUCACGCAUCCUGGAUAUCAGGGAAACGGCGUCGGGAGUGCUCUGCUGCAGUGGGGUCUUAAUGAAGCGGACCGCUUGGGCUUGAUAACAUACCUUGAGGCAACGGAGGAGGGGAGGCCACUGUAUGAGCGGUUCGGGUUUGAGGCUAUCAAGGUAGUGGAGUUUGAUGCCGGUGCAUUUGGAGGUGUAGGGAAGCACCAGUAUACCUACCCUCGCGAGCACUAG
Molecule: messenger RNA, 669 nt
Organism: Aspergillus nidulans FGSC A4
Lineage: Eukaryota; Fungi; Ascomycota; Eurotiomycetes; Eurotiales; Aspergillaceae
Product: protein ngn12
Exons: 2
Coding region: 1-669 (222 amino acids)
Molecular function (GO): acetyltransferase activity; acyltransferase activity, transferring groups other than amino-acyl groups; transferase activity
Source: RefSeq, a predicted model, not a curated record